CGAAGCUCCUCUAUUGAGCCGUUGACGAGAGAGUGUAUAGUAGCGAGCGACGUAGCGGACGUUGCGAGAAGUACACGGGACGGGUUAAAAAAGGGACGGGAGAAUGUGAAAGAUUACCUUGUUUGAUCUGAUCAAAUGCCGCGACGAUGAUCAAACUUAAUUAUUGUCAAUAUAAACGUUUUCCAUUUAUUCUCCAUUUCAAUUAUUCGUCUUCGACCCGACCGUCAUCUAACCUCAAAUCCCAUACUCCGGACAGAAAAAAUGUUGAUAUGAUCGGACCUCCGGAUCCUGUUUCUAAUCUACGACCAAUUAUUUUUGCUAAAAAUGAGAACGAGACUGAUCUCGAAAAACAGUACAGAAAAGCUCGAGAAGCUACUCAGGCAUGGAAUCAAAAGUUUUGGGCAGAACACAAUAGAAAUUUCAUAACAGAACGAAAAUUGUUCCUAGAAGCUUUAAAGCAAAAAACUGGUAAGGAUUCUGUUACAGCGGAUGAAAUGUCUGUUUUUUAUAAAGAUUUUUUGGACAAAAAUUGGAAAAAUCAUUUUAACUACAACAUUUCAUGGUAUAAACAGAAUUUUAAAAUACUCAUUCUCGAAUUUCGAGUAAUGUUAUCCAAAAUAAAAUUUAAAUGAUUUUUGUCAUUUUAGCAAAGAUUUUUAUUUAUAAUUUACAAGUUAAACUGUUGUAAGUAUUAUCUAAUUACAAUUUCAAGAUGUAUCAUAUUGUAAAUAUUAAUUAAAGUAUUUAUUUUCCACUUUUC
Messenger RNA from Venturia canescens, 760 nucleotides. RefSeq names its product Cytochrome c oxidase assembly factor 8 (gene Coa8). The record is from RefSeq and is a predicted model, not a curated record. Lineage: Eukaryota; Metazoa; Arthropoda; Insecta; Hymenoptera; Ichneumonidae. The transcript is spliced from 3 exons. Gene Ontology annotation, biological process: intrinsic apoptotic signaling pathway. Bases 147 to 632 code for a protein of 161 amino acids. Gene Ontology annotation, cellular component: mitochondrion.